AUGGAAUUCGGGCUUUCAGAUGAGCGCCUUCGGACGGCGAUUCGCCUCAGCAACGAGGCUGCCGCAAAGGACUCAGCUGGCCAUCUACCAGAGGCAUUCGAGCUGUACAAGCGGGCCCUAGAGAAUUGGAGGAUUGUCUGCAAGUUUCAGCAUAACCCAACGCUGAGGGAGCGGCUAUACAGGCGAAUGGACGAAUACAUAACUCGAGCAGAACAGCUGAAGCAGCUUCUGCGUCAGGGCUCAGCUUCGCAUUUGCAGCACCGUUUGCUGCUGUACUCAUCCUCUCCAUCGAAACCUCUUGGAUGUAGUUCGGCUCGCGUCGCAAUUACACCCAUCUCCCGCUCCCCAGCCUCCCCUUCUGUGAACAGCACGCCUGCCAAGGCCUCUGCAGCGGACUGCACAGUAAUCACUGCCAAGUCAGAUGCGGAUGCGGCGGAGGGCGAACGGAUAAAGCAGAAACUGGCGCGGCUGGAGUCGGCGAAAGAGGCAUUGCAAGAAGCCAUCAUUCUACCAUCUCGCUUUCCUAGCCUGUUUACUGGUGGGCAGAAGCCGCAGCAGAGAGGGAAGCAGAACGCUUUGCUCUUCAAUGCCUCAGGUCCCCCCGGGACAGGGAAGACUUUUCUCGCGAAGGCUCUUGCUGCUGAGGCGGAUGCAACGAUUCUUUCAGUAUCGGCGGCAGAUCUGGUUAGCAAGUGGCAAGGAGAGAGCGAGAAGUUGGUUCGAUCGCUCUUUGAGCUGGCGCGGGAGCGGCGCCCUUCCAUCAUAUUUAUAGACGAGAUAGACUCCAUGUGCGGGGCCCGCUCGGAAAGCGACAGCGAGUCCUCCCGACGCAUGAAGACAGAAUUUCUUAUUCAAAUGCAAGGGAUUAACUUUGAGUUGAGCGAAGUUCUUGUCCUGGGGGCAACGAACACGCCGUGGGCCCUGGAUGCUGCGAUUCGGCGACGGUUUGAAAGGCGCAUAUUCAUCCCGCUGCCCAAAGUUCAGGCCAGAGAGCAGCUGUUAAGAUCUGGCCUGGGAGGCACCCCCCACCAUCUCACGGAUGCCGACUUCCGCCAUCUCGCGAGGGAGCUCGAGGGCUUUAGCGGAUCUGAUAUAUCGGUCCUUGUUAGAGACGCAUUAUUUGAGCCCAUAAGAAGAUGCCGCACAGCGACGGCCUUCAAACAGGUGGUGAUUGAUGGCCGGGCUUUCUACGUACCGUGUCAUCCUGAUGACUGCGACCCAACUACGCGCAAAAUGACCUUGAUGUCUGUCCCAGCCGACAGGCUGUUGCCUCCAGAAGUGACAAUGGACGACUUUCAUUCUGCCAUGCGAAACACCCGGCCUUCCGUCAGCCCAGAGGUGAAGUUCCGACGGCGAUAA
Eimeria maxima is the source of this 1359-nucleotide messenger RNA. Its product is annotated as vacuolar sorting ATPase Vps4, putative. Gene Ontology annotation, biological process: vacuole organization; endosomal transport. Gene Ontology annotation, molecular function: ATP hydrolysis activity; ATP binding. Bases 1 to 1359 code for a protein of 452 amino acids. NCBI's taxonomy places the organism in Eukaryota, Apicomplexa, Conoidasida, Eucoccidiorida, Eimeriidae. The record is from RefSeq and is a predicted model, not a curated record. The transcript is spliced from 12 exons.